Molecule: messenger RNA, 318 nt
Organism: Blastomyces gilchristii SLH14081
Lineage: Eukaryota; Fungi; Ascomycota; Eurotiomycetes; Onygenales; Ajellomycetaceae
Product: Got1 family protein
Exons: 2
Coding region: 1-318 (105 amino acids)
Biological process (GO): retrograde transport, endosome to Golgi; endoplasmic reticulum to Golgi vesicle-mediated transport
Cellular component (GO): Golgi membrane; COPII-coated ER to Golgi transport vesicle; endoplasmic reticulum
Source: RefSeq, a predicted model, not a curated record
AUGGGAAACAUCCUCUUCCUAAUCGGCCUCCCCCUUAUCCUCGGCCCUUCCAAAACCCUCUCCUUCUUUGCCCGCCGCCAAAAGAUCACAGGAACCAUAACCUUCGCGCUAGGAAUCCUUCUAAUCCUCUUCCGUUGGCCGCUGAUCGGCUUCUGCGUCGAGCUGUACGGUCUCUUCGUGCUAUUUGGGGACUUUUUGGUUACCUUGAGUGGGUUUGUGGGGUCUGUCCCGGUGGUGGGACCGUCGUUGAAAAGGGUAUUGGUGUUUAUCGGGACGGCGGGCGGGAGGAGGGGCGGGGGUGGGGAGUUGCCGGUUUGA